Messenger RNA from Rhodamnia argentea, 1758 nucleotides. Its product is annotated as pectin acetylesterase 8-like. The record is from RefSeq and is a predicted model, not a curated record. Bases 233 to 1498 code for a protein of 421 amino acids. NCBI's taxonomy places the organism in Eukaryota, Viridiplantae, Streptophyta, Magnoliopsida, Myrtales, Myrtaceae. Gene Ontology annotation, molecular function: pectin acetylesterase activity. Gene Ontology annotation, cellular component: plant-type cell wall. The transcript has 13 exons. Gene Ontology annotation, biological process: cell wall organization.
UUCGAGAAUCUUUCUUUUACCACCAAUACCUCGCUUUUCGCCUCGGCUCCUGUCGCACCCACCGAUCACCAUUAUAAAAGGACCGCCUUUCACGAGCUUCUCUGAGCUAUCAAGUGAACUGGGUCGAGGCCAGAAGUCGCCAUUUCGGUUCAGAAAAGCUCAAGCUUGGUUCUUUUCUUGGGUGGAGUUCGUCGUCGUUCAAGAGUUGCUGUUCUUCUCGACGCUGUGCAGAAUGGCCGCAACGAGAUCGAGGCUGUGGUUAUGUUUUCUGCUGUUUUUUGUGGCAUUGCUUGAAGCGCGAGGAGUCCCUGUAGGAAUUACUUACGUUCGAAACGCGGUAGCCAGAGGAGCUGUUUGCUUGGACGGCAGUCCUCCGGCUUAUCAUUUCGAUAAGGGGUUCGGCACCGGCAUCCACAAUUGGUUGGUCCACAUCGAGUCUCAGUCUGUUCCUUUCAUUGUGAUAUUCCAUCUUCUUUUGCUUACCCCUUUUCGUUCAUUAAAGGGUGGAGGAUGGUGUAACAAUAUCACGACCUGUCUCGCCCGCAAGAAUACCCGCCUAGGUUCAUCCAAGCAGAUGGCCAAGGAAAUAGCUUUCUCUGGGAUACUCAGCAACAAACGAAGAUUCAAUCCUGACUUCUAUAACUGGAAUAGAAUUAAAAUCCGGUACUGUGACGGGGCAUCAUUUACUGGAGAUAUUGAAGCUGUAAACCCGGCAACAAACCUGCAUUUCAGAGGAGCAAGGGUUUGGCUAGCUGUGAUGGAGGAUCUGCUAUCUAAAGGAAUGAAAAACGCGCAAAAUGCUAUUCUUUCUGGCUGUUCAGCUGGUGGAUUGACUACCAUAGUACACUGCGACGGCUUCAGAGCUCUCCUACCGAUGGGAGCUAAAGUGAAGUGCCUCUCGGACGCUGGUUAUUUCAUAAACGCGAAGGAUGUUUCCGGGGCGUAUCACAUUGAAUCCUUCUACAAUCAAGUUGUUGCAACUCAUGGAUCGGCCAAGCAUUUGCCACGAUCCUGCACUUCGAUAUUUAGACCGGGAUUGUGCCUUUUCCCUCAGUACGUGGCUCGACAAGUGCAGACACCGCUGUUCAUUCUCAAUGCGGCCUAUGAUUCCUGGCAGAUUAAGAAUAUUUUGGCACCCGGAGUGGCUGACCCGCACGGGACCUGGUACGGCUGCAAGCUCGACAUCAACAACUGCUCUCCUAAUCAACUCAAAGUCAUGCAAGAUUUCAGGUUGGAGUUCAUGUAUGCAUUGGCCAGACUGGGCAGCUCCUCAUCAAGAGGAGUGUUCGUAGACUCGUGCUAUGCGCACUGCCAAUCUGAGACGCAAGAGACAUGGUUGUGGGGCGACUCUCCCGAACUGGCGAAGACGUCUAUAGCAAGGGCAGUUGGAGACUGGUUCUUUGACAGGAAACCCUUCCAGAAGAUCGAUUGCCCAUAUCCUUGCAAUCCCACCUGCCACAACCGGGUCUUUGAUCCCCAAGAACGCCCAAAUUUAUAGUCUCAUCAGCUAAUUAACAUGCAUCGGUUAUUCUUUUAAAGAUCCAUACUCAUUGAUAUUAGUUUUAAGAGAGAGGGAGAGAGAGAGAGAGAGAGAGAGAGAGAGAAUAUGUUAAGUCAUAAAAUAAACAGGGGUCGCCCAUGGCAACAAAAAUUGGUGCUGGGCAUGUUCCAUAUCAUUAUUUUGUAUGUAAGCAAUUGUACCUACAUGCAACUAUGUGUAUUCGGACGGCCUUGAAUGAAGAAUUAGAAAAGAAUGAA